This is a messenger RNA of Fonsecaea monophora, 3018 nucleotides long. RefSeq lists its product as hypothetical. The transcript is spliced from 15 exons. The coding region runs from base 1 to 3018 and encodes 1005 amino acids. NCBI's taxonomy places the organism in Eukaryota, Fungi, Ascomycota, Eurotiomycetes, Chaetothyriales, Herpotrichiellaceae. The record is from RefSeq and is a predicted model, not a curated record.
AUGGUGAAACGACCAGUCACCUACCCUGUCGCCGAUUCAUCUGCGCUCGUUGCCAUUCAGGUUCAACUUCCACAUGGUGACAGUGAGCGAAGCAAUCCAACACAAUUUACGCCUGCUUCCACUAGAAGUCCCUCCGAGGUCAUCGACCCUCACGAGACUCCAAAUUUCGACCCGGAUGUACCAAUCCCUUCGAUCGAGAGAGAGCCUGUUUGCGCCUCGAACCUCCUUCCUCGCAGCAACUUAUCUGUGCGCCCCAGAACUCCUUCCUUUUCUAUCACACCUCCUGCUCCAGAGGGAAUUACUACUCCAGUCCCUUCGGUUUCUGCGAGCCGUGGGACAAGUCCGACACCAUCCUCCACAGUGUCCGGCCUCAAUGAGCUUAUCAGAGACUUAGAGCUUUCUGGAGAGCCGGGGGAUCAUCCGACAUCACAUAGCAGAUCUGAUGCCCUUCGGGAGCGCCAUUACCAACCUUCUCCAACGACCUCCGCUGCUGGUCGAAGUUCUGUGGACGAUGUCACCCACACCCUGAACAAUAUCAGGUUGGGCACAGAGGGUAGUCGGGCCGGCACCCCUACCCUGGAGACUUAUCUUAAUCCGCGGUCCCCAAGCCCCAGUCUACACAUUGACGAUGCUAGUCGCAGUCCAAGAUCUGCUUCUCGCCGUCGGUCGAGCUCUUUUGUUGAUCCCGCCCCUCACAAUGUUGCGGAGGAAGAACCUCCAGCAGAGCCGUUCCACCAGCCAGAGUUCCAACGAGAGCUUGCCAAAGCAGAGAACCUCGUGAAGGAUCUGGUCAACAUCCUUGCCAGCUCAACACUGCACGAUGAAGCUCAGUCUCGCAUCAACGCCCUUCACCUGCAAGCCGUCGAUUUGAGCCGAUUCCAAAAGCCCUCAACUCGUAUUGUGGGCUUGGUAGGAGACGCCGGGGCUGGCAAAAGCAGCGUCCUGAAUUCACUUCUGGACUUUGAAGGGUUUGCUCGAUCGUCAUACCGACACUUUCACCUCCGUACUGGUGAAGACGCCCAGGACGAGCAGUCGAAAGAUCUCAAGGAGAAAGCGGAGGUUGCUGAACAUACAUUUCAAGCAGCCUUUCGAGAUCACCUGGUGGACAAUGUACAACUCCUUAAGGAGGGGACCGAGGAGACUGUGCUCCAGAAAUUACUCACUUGGACCAGGAACUCCGGUUUACCCCUAGGGGAGAGGCCAGGCGCAAGCCCCCAGAGAGAGGUCUUCAAUGAAGCAGGCCAAUGUUCAGACCGCUUGAUUGAACUUACCUCUGAGCCAAAUUCUCCGAACCAACCUUCGACCUGGCCAUUCAUUCGAAAGAUCAAAGUUUACCUCAAUGCAUAUAUUUUAAGCAAGGGUCUGGUUCUCGUUGAUCUUCCGGGCCUUCGGGACCGCAACUCGGCCCGGGUCAAGAUAACGGAGAGAUACCUGCUUCAGUGCAAUGAGAUUUUUGCCGUCUGUCCCAUCGCUCGAGCCAUCGAUGACACUGGUGUGAAGGGGGUUUUCGAGCUUGCAAAAAGGGCUUCCCUGUCGAGGAUUGCGAUCAUUUGUACCAAAUCAGAAGAUGUCCGAGCAGAAGAAGUCAAGAAUGACCACGGCCGAGAUGUCAGCACGACCAUCGCGGCGUUGGAUAGGGACAUCAAAAAAUUGAAGGCACUCUUGGAUGCCAACGAAGACCAAAUUAACCAGAUAAGAGCCUUCGAUAGUGACACCGAAGGUGAAAUCGACGGAGAAGAGAGUCAAAGGCUUGUCAGACUUCACAGGGUCUCGAGAAGGUUACAGAAGCAGAUCGACGAAGCCAAGUUUGAAUUGAAGACUUUCAUUGUCACUACUCGCAACGAGAAAGUCACCACAGAACUACGGAAAAUAUACCAGAGCCAGAUCCCUGGGGAUGACUUACCAGUUUUCUGCGUCAGCAAUUUCCUGUACUGGGCGUGUCGAAUGAAACCAAAAGGGGAAGCCAUGCCCUCCCUGCUCCUCUCUGGGAUCUUGGAAGUCCGAAAGUAUUGCCUCUCCAUUGUCGCCCAGAGCCAGCUUCGGGCAGCCGCUGAGUACAUGACCAAUGCCAUCCCUGCACUACUGGGAUCUGUCGAGCUCUGGGUGCAAUCUGGCGCGGGAAGUCUAGGAGCUGAAAGGAAACAAGCUGUUCGAGACACUAUCCGAGGGAUCGAAAGCAAAUUAGACACGCUAAACCUGUCGGCAUCCCCUGUCAAUGCCAGCGCGUCGUCCAUGGAGAGGCAAUUCAACGCACAUAUAAUCAAAAUUCCGACGACUGGAGUGAAGCCGCAGAAAAUGCGACCAUGGAAUGGCAAGGUCACAAGUUCGACAGAGAUUCGGCGCUGUUGGAAUCAGGAAGCUAUACAAACCAUGGUCACCCAGAUGGCUACCCCUUGGCGAACCUUUAAACAGGCCCUGAAGGACUCGCAGGAGAAUCUGCUGAACAGGACUGAGGAUUGCUUCGAUGAGGCUAUAAUCCUAUGUGGUUCAACGAAUGUCCCGACACGCUCGCUGCAGACCUUGAACGUGACCAUGACGCACAGAAAGGCCCUUCUCCUCUCCGCCAUGGAGGGACUAGUAGAGGACUUCCAGCGCGAUUUAUCUACGCUCCGAACGGCUGCAUUCUCUGGAAUUCGCACCUCGUUCAUUGGUCAGAUCAUGGAACCGUCCUACCAGAGGACCAUGCUUGAAAAAGGUCGUGGAAGCGACAUGAGGCGCAAGACCAUCAUCCGAGACGGAUUCAGUGACGACCAGCUCUUUGCAAAUCACUGCCGGAAAUUCCGCUCCAAAUUCCACGACCUCGCGCACAGUCUGGAGGCCGACAUGCGAGCAGCCGUCGCCACGCACCUCGCCGUAAUCCAGCGCGACUUUGAUACCGUGAAGGACGAGAACGUGGCCCUGGAGAGCGAGCGCCAUCCCGAGUUCCGCCGACGACUCGAGACCGCGGUGCGCAGUAUGAAACAGAGCAUGGAGCAUGUGAACUCGGUGGUUUCGCGUUUUGGCGGGUCUACCGCUUGA